AGGAGAAGGGAACGGAUUGCUAACCCGAGCUAACCGGAUCCCUCCCGAUUAUAGAAAACACGGCGGUGCGUGGUCAUGCACACACGGUAGGAUUCAAUCCGAGAGAAAAAAGCACGCUUUGGAAUACAAAAAAAGGGACGAGGGGACUACUUUUUUGGCGGAAUAACAAAGCCGGUGUGGAUUUUGCAAAAAAAAAUCUGAGCCAGCUGGCCUAGCCGGACUCUGGGAGCUCGUCUCCCAAAAACAACAAGAAUGGGGUCUAGGUCCACUCCGAUUAGCUAGUAAAGAGUGACCUUUGAUUGCAGAAUGGCAAAUUUCACCGAUUACCAGGAAGGUAAAGCAGUGAUGUUGAUGGUGGAGACGCACGGUACAAAUGGAGACGGAUCGGUCGGGGAACCCCCUUCCCAGUUAAUUAAUAUCAGUGGUGGUGGUUCUCGCUUGCAUCAACAUUUACAGCCCUCCAACCACCACCACCAUCAGUACCAGCUGGCUCCACAGCAGCAGCAUCUUUCCGGGGAAAACAUUGCAGAGUCUCCCGGCUGCAGGAAAGCCUCUUCUUCCACCGCGGAGGAAUCUGCCGCUUCUCCCGCCGCUAGCGGCAGCCAUGUCUACGCGGCUGUGAGCGUCACCAACACCUCCGAUGUUGUGGAUGAUAUUCGCAAAUGUGGCUAUUUAAGGAAGCAGAAACAUGGACAUAAGAGGUUUUUUGUGCUAAGGGCUGCCAGUCACCUCGGUCCGAGCCGCUUGGAGUAUUAUGACAGCGAGAAGAAAUUCAGGAACAGCCUGCGCUCUGCUGCCGCUGCUGCUGCCGCGUCUGCGGCAAGUGGUGGAGCUGUGGCCGCUUCUCCCCCGAAAAGGGUUAUUUACCUCUACCAGUGCUUUACGGUGAACAAAAGGGCGGAUUCCAAAAACAAACACCUCAUUGCGCUUUACACUAAGGACGAGUAUUUUGCCAUUGUGGCGGAAAACGAGCUGGAGCAGGAGGACUGGUACGUGGCCGUCAGUGAGUUGAUGAGUGAGGGCAAAAAAGGGCAUGUGGAUUCAGAUGAUUUAGAUGAUGGAUAUGGUACUGUCACCCCUGGUACUGUGUUUAAAGAGGUGUGGCAGGUGAAUGUGAAACCUAAAGGACUGGGUCAAACUAAAAACCUCACAGGUGUUUACCGGCUAUGCCUCUCAACGAAAACGGUUCACCUGGUAAAGUUGAACUCUGAAACCCCCUGUGUUAACCUCCAGUUGAUGAAUAUCAGACGCUGUGGACAUUCAGAAAGUUUCUUUUUCAUUGAGGUGGGCCGCUCCUCCUCUAUCGGGCCGGGGGAGAUAUGGAUGCAGGUAGAUGAUUCUGUCGUGGCCCAAAACAUGCAUGAAACCAUCUUGGAGACGAUGAAAGCCCUGAAAGCUUUUGCAGAGUUUCGGCCCAGGAGUAAGAGCCAAUCAUCAGGCUCCAACCCCAUGCCCUUCAUCACGACGCGGCGCCACCUGGGAAACCUGCCACCGAGCCAGACUGGACUCCAGCGGCGGUCGAGGACGGAGUCAGUCGUUGGCACGCCACCAUCGAGUAAGAGCUCCGGGGCUAGUGGUUAUCGCUUCAGAACAUCCAGUGAAGGCGAGGGGACGAUGAACCGGCCGUUUCGCUCCGCCACAGGAAGUCUGGUUCACCUCAACUCUGCACGUGCCCAUCAUGUUCGUCAGGAAGGCGGCUGCAGCAGCGGUGUCGCUACAGGAAAUGCUGGUACGAGCACAGGAAGCGGACGCUACGUCAGAGCCAUCCAGGGGUCGUCGUCCGCCUACCACGCCCGCUCCGCCUCGCUGCCAGUCUCUCACUUCCCCUCCACCACCAGCCCGGUGAGCGUGUCCUCCAGCAGCGGCCACGGCUCCGUCUCCGACACCCUUACCCGCCCAUCGAGCGCCUCCAUAUGCGGCUCGCCAUCCGACGGAGGCUUCAACUCGUCGGACGAGUACGGCUCCAGUCCCGGCGACUUCCGGUACUUCCGGGUGCGGAGUAACACGCCAGACUCCCUCGGGAACACGCCGCCAAUCAGAGAAGAGAACUGCUUAAACGACUACAUGGCGAUGGGCUGGAACCGGGAAGUGUUCGGCACCAGCUCCGGAAACAACAGUGGAGGCGACACGCCGCGAGACGAGAACACGUCGACGACGGAGGACGACCGCUUUUCUUCGUCGUCGCUGAGGAGGAGAACGCACUCGUUCUCCAGACAGGCUGCUGGUGGUGGUGCGACUGGUGGUUCUGGAGUAGCAGUUUACCAGAAAAUGACCCAGACCAAUUUCUCAUUGGAGGAAGGGUCGGAUAUCGUGUUACCGUUUGGCAGUGGGUUGCUUCGUGGCGGGCCUUCCUCCUCUUCUUCAUCGCUACGAUCCGACUACAGCUCCUGCUCCGAGCACAGCCAGCAGAGCCGACCCUCCACGCUCUCCCGGACCGAAACCAGCGGCGAUCGCCCUCCCCCGUCCUCCUCUUCCUCUGCUAAAGAAGACAGCGGCUACAUGCCUAUGAUGUGUGGCGUGGCUUCAUCGUCGCAGGACACCCCCCCCGACUACAUGCCUAUGCAACCCGGCUCUUACUCCCACCCCGUCUCCCAUUCCCCGCAGUUUCACAGUCCAGCUUUAGGCCACCGUUCAGCCCACCAGCUCCAGCCGCAAUCCUCCACGGACUCCCACGGCUACAUGAUGAUGCUCCCGGGGGGCGGCGGCUCUCCUUCCCCAGGACAGCCGGCCUCCCCCAGCCCUCACAGUAGCUCCAGCAUCGCCGAUGCGAGUGGGAGUGAGAGCAUAGCAGAGAGACCAGAGAACGGGGAGUAUAUGGACAUGUCGUACUGCGGCGGGGGGUCUCGAAAGCUCCCGAAUGAAGGGAACGGUGGGUAUUACACACCUGGUACACCUGAGGGCACCCCAAAGUCUUACAGCCCUUACUUCUCCCUCCCUCGCUCCUACAAAGCCCCCACCAGAGAGAAAGAUGAGAAAGAAUACGGGGAGUAUGUCCCCAUGAGUUCUCCCGCCAAGCCAGUUUUUUCAUCCAUUGCCACAGCUUCCAUGUCGACACCUGAGAAACGGGGUGGGGGAGGUAGUAGCAAUUCAACCCCCUCUCACCCGCCCCCGCCUUACGGUGCCCAUCACACGACCGCAGCGAUGGCCGACCGGCGCGCCGCGAGGCCGAACCGCCUUCCCUUGGGCCGAAGAAGUUUCCACGGUCCACUGCGGGUUAGUGAGCCCCCCACGGCAUCUGCAGGCACCUCCGCCACUGUCAGCACCUCUGAAGGACCUUCGAGUCCUGGGGAGUAUAUAAACAUUGAGUUUGGGGAUCACUACCCCCACCAACAACAGCCCCCCGAUUAUCCCCACACUGUCCAAGACGAAGCACCGUCAAGCGACCGCCGCUCCCCUCACCAGGACUAUAUGUGCGUGGAGGUCGGGGCGGAUCAGCAGGCUGGAUGUCUGGGUAAAAACCAGUCACCCAGACCCAGCCUCGUCGCGCCCUGGAACCCCCCCAGCUACAUCCGACCCCUGGCUAGCAACCCCGGGGCCUCCCCUGCAGCCGGAGGUCACUGGAGGUCGAUGGGCGAAGACUACACGGACAUGACGUUCAGCCGAGGCGAGCGCACUCAAACCAGCCCGACGGCCAUGCUGCAGCACCUCUGUGUGAUAGAGGGACGCUACGGCCACCCUCCCCCCGCCUCUUCCUCACCCCCUCUCCCCCCUUCAAGCCCAGCAAGGGCGCCGACACAACAGCUGGAGCCCAAGUUAGUUCGAGCCGACCCGCAAGGCCGGCGGAGACACAGCUCGGAGACUUUCUCCUCCACCUCUUCCUCGAAUUCGACUCCCUCCGGAGCAGGACUCGUGCCGUCAGCCAACCCCCCCACACUGGCCAACCCCUCAGCCCCUUACCUAGCGGAGGGUCAGGCUUCCAGAUGGGCCAGCUCGGCUUCUUUCGACAGCAUGUGGGUGUCCAUGGAAGGUCUCGGGGAGUCACCGGUUCACCACGCUCCCGUGAGAUCCAUGGAAAUGGGUGCAGCUCCCGGUGCCUCAUCAUCAUCAUCAUCAUCUUCAUCGUCUGGAGGCAGCAGGAUGUGCAGAAACAUGUCUGUGGGAUACCAGAACGGCCUGAACUACAUCGCCUUGGAGCUGAGGGAGGACGGGAGCAACGCGGGAGGGACGCCGGGAGCAGGUAGCAGCAACGGGGGUCAGGUGCCGACGCCGGAGAACGGAGCCUACGCCAGCAUAGACUUCACCAAAUCAGACGGGGUCACAGCGACGACGAAGGACUGAGCCUUUGGAUAAUGGUUCCCCACCUUCCUCCUCCUCCUCCUCCUUCUCCUCAUCUCUCUGGUCGGGGCUGCUCUCGACCUCUGACCUCUUCACCCAGAUGGGAGAAGCCUCUCUGGAUGCAGAAAAACAACAACAACAACAUCAACAACAGAAGACUAAAAAACGCUUGCAGUUUUUAUAAGUGUAUUUCAUUAUCUUUGUGUUUUUUAUGCAUACUUUGUCCUGUUUCUCUUUUUUUUAAAUAUAAUUUCCCCCCCUCUCAAAAUCAAUGCUGCCAGUGUACGCUGCUUUUUUCAACAGACUUUGGUACGGGGGGGGGGGGGGUUAAAGGAGCCUCAUUAUCAGGCUCUCCAUACGGUAUUAAUAAAGGGACGCUGGAAGGCAUUAAUGGUACUUUUAUGUUGAAUUGAAACUAUAUUUUUUACCCCUCAUGCAUUAUCCUUCCUCACCACGGUAACGUACAGUUAUUACUUAAGUUGGAGAAGAUCACCUUUUUUCUGUUAUUAGUUGAUUACCCAAUUAAAAUGGUACACGCUCAUGGCUGGAUCCAUUCUCCAGUGGCAUUGCACAGGUGCUGUUCCCAUAUACUGGUAAACCUUAAAACCAUUACCCCCCUCACGUUCUGUAGCACAUAUUAUAUAUUUAUUUGUGGCGAUAGGUACAAAUAAUAUCCGGUACAUUUCUUUGUUUGCUUUCACGACAGCGAUGGUACUCGACAAUGCUGGAAAGUUUUUUUUUCAUUACGGAUUUGUUUGAAGGCGUAGUUUUGAGGCUAAUUAGCUUAGCAUAAUGAAUGGAAGCGGGGGGAAACUGCUAGCCUGGCUCUGAAAUUCAAAUUCAAGCUUCCAGCACCUUUUCUAAAGCGUAUUAUAUUUAUCUUCUUUGUUUAAUCUGUACAUAAAGCCCAGGUUUAAAGUUAAUCAUUCAUGUUUAAUGGGAGGUUAUUAUGGGGUACACUUUCCUGAAGACUUGUUGUCCAUCCCUCUCUAAAAUGCUGAAUUGUCUUCAGUGCCUUUUGACUUUUUAUGCACAUUCAACCAAAAAGAAAUGACAUAAUUAUUGAGAUCUUGAGCAACUUAUAAGUUGAUUUAGUUGACUUUAAUCAGAGCUAGCUGUCUCCGUCCGCUUCAUGUCUUUAUGCUAAGCUAAGCUAGCAUCCAUCUAUUCCUUUAAAAAACAUCAGGAAGAGGCUUGUAGAGGUUUUGGAACCUCGACUGAUCUGAAACUAAGCAGGUGUUUUAGUGGGGGGGGGUUUCUUCAGUUUUACCUCAUACGGUCCGUAGCACAGUUCAGGUUAGCGAGGGACAAACACAUAGACACAAGACACACACAGUAAAAGGUUAAAGCACAAAGUACAGAUGUACACACACAUACAAUCUCUGCAAGUGAAGCAUAUACCUUACAGCUGUUGCAUUUACACACACACACCUGUACGUCAUGAAGACACAUGUGACGGUCAUGUGGCGUCUCCCAUGUCUGCUCUAUUUAGACCCCCUUUUUGGCUCUUUGACAGUGCCUCUUGAUGACGCACACACACACGCUGGGUGACGUAAAGAGGUUUCCAGUAAGCUGAGCUGCAGCCCUAGGUGCAGCGCGCUGGUCAUACUUGCCCUGUUACAAACUCACACACACGCUCGGACAGGCAGUGGACACACACAUCAAUCAGAGUCCUAUCUGAACGCUCACACCACUUUAACUGACACGCACAUAGUUAGCAUUUUCCACUCACGCUGCUCUCCUAUUACCAGACUGACAGCCCACAGAAUUGCAUUUCUGGUCCGGUAUUCACUCCUCUAAUGCCCUGAUUUUUCUUUCUAAUCCUCCCACUCUCUAUUUUUUUUAAUUUUUAAUUCAUUUAGACUGAAAAGGCCCGUCACUCUCGCUGCUCUGCUGUGUGGGACGCAUCUUUGUGGUCCUGCACAGCAUGAAAUCUGAGCGACCGAGCCAAGUGUCUUCAAAUCAUUUCUCUUAUUUGGAGACGGUUGAGGUUCGAGAUAGAAACGUCGGUACAGAAACUCCCCUCAUUGGUCUGAUUUCAAAGCCACAAAAUGCUGUUUCUAAGCCUGUGACGUGUCUUAAAUGUACAUUACGAACAAUUUCAUUUCCUUUGCCCCCUUGUCGAUCGAACAAAGAAUAUAACGGCUGCUGCCCGAGAACAUUUCCCUGUUUUGUGUUUGCAAAGUGUUGCUUUAUGACUUUUAUUUCGUGGCAAAAAAAAAAAAGGUAAAUGCAAGGUUUUUUUUCCAGAGGAUUUUUUUGAUCCUUAAUUUAUUUGAAGCAUUCUUCAAAAGAUGGCUAAAUGUUGUUCAUGUCUGAUUGCAUCAUGUUGACUUUUAACCCCCCAUGACUGAAUUAAUUUACACAGAAUCUGUGUUUAUUUUGGCAACAACUCAACCUCAAAACUGUCCUCGAUUUUUCCCAUUCUGAUGUUGAAAAUCAGCUGUUGUGAAUUUUUCUUGUUGGGGGUGGGGGGUGGAGAAAUGAGAAAGAAGACCUACGUAAUAUAUAUAUAUCUUUAUAAAUAUAUAUAUAAUCCUCGCAGAGAAGACUUAGGGUUACUGCAUCAUUAUGCAAUUUCCUUUCUCCUCUUAAUAUUUUGGUUUCUUUUGUAUUCUAGUUUACAGAGGGGAAUAAUCAUCUUAUUUUUGGUUGGUUUUUUGUCGUAUUGGGGCGACCUUGUUUCUCUGAAAACAAAGCAAGGCUAGUAUUUUUCUUUUCUAAGAGUACAUAGGCAUUUUGCAGUUAUUUGUAUAAAGAAAUGGGUAACAACCUCUGCCUAAUGUUUAUUUUUUUGUAACUAUAUUACAGUUUAUUUGCUGCUGUGUAGUACAGUUAACGGUUGGAAAUGCUGUCGAUGGAGAUGACGUUCAUCGCGGGUCCGUAUUUUUCCCAGAGAAUUCCUCUGUAAAGUUGGAGGAGGAGGAGGAGGAGGAGGAGGAGGAGGAGUGGUGCUGGUGGUGGGGGGGGAUUGGGAAGCAGAUCUCCCCCGCCUCUGCUACCUGUGUUCUUAGUUUCCGAGUUGAAUGCUGUUGUUUAUUAGCUUUACAGGAAAGAGAAAGAGUUAAAAAAAAAUACUGUGGAGGUGUGUAUCCUUCGUAUGUGCAUUAUUUUUCAGCGACGUACGUCCUAUAUACGAAAAAAUGAGAAAAAAGAGUUAAAAAAUGUGGAAAUCCUCCUAGUGUAAAUAAAGGAAAACUCAAGUUGUCGCUUUUUUCAUGUAAUGAUCGGCGCCUCUGCAGGUGCCCCCCCCCCCCCUUAUGUUUUUGUUUUACCUCCUCUCUUUUCUUUCUCGUUUUUCCUCGUGGAGGGAAAGGGGGGCGGGAGGAGGAGGCGAUUUGAGCAUCGGCAUAGUGUUUAUAUUUAUCAAAACUUUUUUGCUUUCGAUAGAGCUAUUGCAAUAAAAACUGUGUUCAUGUAACCGCUGCGGUCUCACUGUCUUCUUUACUGUGUGAGCGUCAUGCAUCUACAUCCACAGCUCAAGUGCAUUUACUCAAGUGCAGAAGUAAAAGGAGUUCAAUUUAUGCACAUUGCAGCAGUAAUAUCAAACCAAAAGCAUCUUAUAUAAUAGUUAAAGUACAUUUCACUGCAUCAUAACCAUUUGUUUGACAUAUUUUAAGCACAUUUUCUUGUUAAUAUCUUACAUUUUUACUUAAUAAUGGUUUAAAAUGCAGGAUUUUAACAUAUUUUCACUGUUUUAUUAGACAUAAGUACUUCUUCCCCCACAUUUUAUACGACUACACACUUGUUUUCUCUUCCAAGCACUUCCAAUCAAAGUCAUUGUUCGUAAAUAAUCCAGUGUACAGAAAUGUAAUUUGUGUGUGUUUACAGCGACUCUCAGGCUCAUGAUUUUUGACACAGCGACUGUUUGAGAUGCUUUGAUUGAAGCAAAAACUUGUAACCUCAGAAAGUAGAAGAGAAAGUACUAUAUAAUACACCAUAAGAAGUUGAAGAGGGAUUCUCAAAAUGUGAAUUUGCUCCUAAAAUAAAUAUACAUAAUUGGAGAUUUGCUCUGACACCAUUAUUAGACAAUCAUUUUUUCGCCCGCCAAAAAAUGAGCUUCUAUUCAUUGACUUUUGUGCCAAAACAUGUAAAGUUUGACUGUGAAAUACUGUGUUCCUUCAAAUAAAAAAGGUUUUAUUCUUUGUA
Eleginops maclovinus (Patagonian blennie) is the source of this 8424-nucleotide messenger RNA. It is a transcript of the gene irs4b, whose product is annotated as insulin receptor substrate 2-B. Gene Ontology annotation, biological process: insulin receptor signaling pathway. Lineage: Eukaryota; Metazoa; Chordata; Actinopteri; Perciformes; Eleginopidae. Gene Ontology annotation, cellular component: plasma membrane; cytosol. The transcript is spliced from 2 exons. Gene Ontology annotation, molecular function: phosphatidylinositol 3-kinase binding; insulin receptor binding. The coding region runs from base 307 to 4278 and encodes 1323 amino acids. The record is from RefSeq and is a predicted model, not a curated record.